Molecule: messenger RNA, 4709 nt
Organism: Bursaphelenchus xylophilus (pine wood nematode)
Lineage: Eukaryota; Metazoa; Nematoda; Chromadorea; Rhabditida; Aphelenchoididae
Source: the annotation of a GenBank genome assembly
AUGAAGACGUCGGGCGCCGGUCCAGGACUGGCCGGCGCCAUUCUCAUUUCGCUCGUCGUCAUCGGCGCCGCCGAGAUUUGUCCGGCCGAAAAACCCGACCCGAACGCGAGCAAGUCGACCAAAGAGGUGGCGUCCAUAAAAGCCGUCCUGCUCAAGCCCAAAAGCUGCCCCGAUUUUAAGGAUUCCGGCGAACAGAAGCAUUGCUGUCCGUCGCGCAUUACGUACGGGACGUUUUACUGUUGCACGGAGGUUCAGUUGCGCGAAAUUGAGGAGGAAAUCAGUGCGGAGAAGAGGAGGGAAUUCAUCAAGCAGUAAGUAUUUUUUUGAUUUUUUGGGGCUAAAAAAGUUUUUGAAAAUUUCUUUUUUUUAAUUUUAAAAAAUCAAAAAAAAUUUUUUUUUUUAAUCACCAAAACUUUUCAAAAUUUUGUAGGGCCUUUUACUACAGUGAGGGACCGGAUCCAAUGGCAAAAAACGUCUCAUUUUGCAUGCCGGAAGGGACCAAAAUCUCUCCAAACCCUUCCCUUUUCUAAGCUAAACAACCCCGAUUUGAAGAGCCCGCCUUGAAGGAAAGGGCGGGCUUUUCAAAGCGGUUUUUUAGCUUAUUGUUAGAGAAGUGAAGCGUUUGGAGUCAUUUUGGUCCUUUCCGGGAUGCAAAAGCAGCCGUUUUUUGCCAUUGGAUCAAGUCCCUCACUGUAGUCCUUCUGGAAAGUGGCCGGACGGAUAUCGGCGACACUGGCUCGCACAUCAAUUGCAGAAAAAAAUUUAGCUUUUGCAUUAAAAGCGAAGCUAUCAAUUACACCUUCAACAGUCUUUGCUAGAUUAGAGAUCCCAGAAAAUGAGGAGAGACUGACUGAGAAAAAACUUUCUUCAUAUCUGCGUAGAAUUGCUUGAAAGAAAAGUGACUUUUUCAGUCUGUCGGGAAAAUAAUGACCAGUUGUCGCAUAGAAAACCGCAUCGCCGCUGAGAAAAUGAGUUGUGUCGCAAAAAAAUUAAGUUGCUUUUAACUUCAGCGAUGCGUUGGUGCAGCGACAUUGUGCUCAUUAUUUUCCCGACAGACUGAUAUUUUUAGGAUAAAUGUCACAAUUGCGGCAAUAACUUACAAAUCCACUGAUAGCGAACAUCAUUCUUUCGUUGAAGUGAAAGCAAUUUGAGUUUUUCACGACACAGUUCAUUUCUCGGCAGCGAUGCGAUUUUUAAUGCGACAGAGUGCUCAUUAUUUUCCCGACAGGCUGAUAAGAAUAUCCAAAAAAUAUAGUUUAAAUUUUUCGAUAUUUUGUCCCUUUUGUUCACGACCUUUUUCUUCCCUCCUUGUCUGCUUGUUUUCCAUUUUCUCAAAAUUCUAAUCAAGCUAAAAGUUUUCUUUUUGAGCCGUUCCUAAUGGCUUUCUGAAGACUAAAUUGCGACCUCACUGAAAGGCCAUUUCCUCAAGUCGUUUUCGUCGAAAAACUCAUCUAAUGAACUUCAAAGGGACCUAUGGUCAAUUACAAACAUUGCUUGUUCCAAAAGACUGCCAAAAGUUUUGAGAAUCAAGCAUAACGUAGGGCUGAAGGCAUCUUUUGCCUUGAAACUCACACAGAUACACAAUUAAAGCUACUUUCCUCUCGUUGUCUCUCCACAUUUUCCUUAGUCUCUCGGCCGCAAAAGAUCACUGAAAAUCUUGGCUUUGCCUGCACAGACAACCUGAGCCUUAGAGGAGUUGGAUAAGGCGCCUAGGGUCUGACCUUUAAUGGCAAUUUUUGAAAAAUUCUCAUCGGUUCGCGGUGAUCGUUUGUCUGCUAAAAACUUUUUUGAAAACUCCAGUAAAAUUUUGUACAACCCAUCGCAACGAACCAAAGAAAAUUCUUUGCCGUAUAAGGGUGUUUUUUUAUAACAUUUAGUUUCGAUACAGUGGGGCCUCUUCAGACGUCCAAGGUAAAUUAUUAUAGCCAGUGAAGGUUGAUAUAUGUGAAUAGACAGGUUUUGAUGGCGUCCCGGGAAUUUUCCGCAGCACGCAGAGUGAGUAAACCAAAGAUUUCUUUGCACCGUAGAAGUUCUUGCUUUUUACACGAUGCAAUAGGCUGUUUUGGGCUGCCCUGACUUUGUCUGCACAGUGCAAACACCAAAAAUCAGUCCAACGGCUUCACGAACGGACUAGCAUCGGUCUGUCCGGAAAAUAAUGAACACAAUGUCCCCUGCGACGGGUGGUACAAAGGUUGCGCUCGAUUUUUCAAAAAACACUCAAUACUUUAGCGGGGAAAUGCUCAAGGUAGGCUCUCAAAAUGUUCUUCAAAAUUAAGGAUAUCUCAGAUUGUCGGGAAAAUAAUGAGCACAAAGUCGCCGAGGUGAUCGUGUUGCUGAAGUGAAAAGCAAUUUGAUUUUGCCGCAACACAAUUCGUUUUCUCCGCAGCGAAAGCCGAGUGCUCUUAUUUUCCCGACAGCCCGAUUUCAUCAUUUCAUCAACUUGGUUGCCUUCUACCGUACUUGUUUUCCCCUAAAACUCAAAUACAAUCUGCGCAAUCCGUUCGCUUUCACUCCUCUUCGUCCCAUGACUUUUCCGCCUUGGCCCAUCCGUCCCACACUUCCUUUUUUGGUCUCCAUUUCCAGGGCCCCCAACUCAUGUCGCGGCCUGUUUGAUGACAAAGCUUUCCAUCUUAUCAAAAAAAAACACCCACAAAAACAUUCGCAGUAAAAUUGAAUCGCCGCUCCCCGGGGACCCGCUAAUCAAAUCGCGGGCCAGAUUUCGCUUCGGGAAAUUCAUUUGGCCAAAAAAAGGGCUGCGAAAAUGAAUCCCCAAGCCCGUCCGCUUCCUUCCGUUGCGUGUGCCCGAGGCCUUUCGCAUGACAAAAAGUUGAGGGGAAUCGCUGGAAAAUGGGGAAAAUACAAGUCAACGGGCGUGUGGAGAAAGUAAAAUUAGAUAAAAAAGAUGACAAAAACAGAGGCAAAUCUCUCUACAACGAAUUACCUAACAAAGGGAAGGGCCUCAAGUGCAACGCUCAGAUUUUCUUUAAAUUUUGCACAUACGUCGGGCAUAGACUUAAUAUCAAUUCCUGAAAGUUCUAGCUCGCCCUUUGCAGGCGCCGCCGAAAUAUCGAACAAUUUUUGCCGCCGAGAGAGCACACUAAACGUGGAGAGCGUUUAGAGAGAAAAGGAACUUUUUGGCCAUAACUUUGCUAGUUUCGCGCGGAAAAAAUGAUUUUUUGUGGAAACAUUACCUUUUACAGUAGAAAUAGGUAUGAAACUUUUCGUGCCGAAAUUCGGCAAAAAUUGUCAAAUUUUCGCCGACUUGCGACCUAAAAAUCUCGGUUGUUUCUGCAAAGCGCGAGCUAGGACUCUCGCAUAUCUCAUAGAAAAAAUUAUUCUAAAUUUGUUCCAAUUUUCAUUAAAAUCUGCGCGUCACACUUGGGGUACUUCCCCUGUAAAUUGAGAUAUAAAAUCUCCCAAAAAUGAUGACUGUAAAUUAUGAAUCCAUAAAAAUCCCGGAACAUAUUAUACAAUAACUCUCGUUUUUUCAGAAACCUCGCACUAAUCGUUGUGUUCACAAUCAUUUUGGCGAUUGUCACGUUGAUUGUGACCUCGAUGCUCUGCCGCAAAUACCAAUGGUGCCCGCUACACGACACCAAAGACCUUUGUGAGCUGAUUCAUUUUGUUGAAAUGAUACUGAGAUAGUUGAUUUCGUAUUUUACAUUUCUUUCAAAUUUUCCGGCUUCUUCGUCAACAAUUUUUGAUUUCAGACUCCCAAAGCGGAAGUUUCCCCGCCUCCGGCUCGCAUUCCGCGUUGGGCUCGAGGUACUAUCGACCGGUGGAGCAGGCGCCGCCAGUCCUCCAUCGGAACUCGCAGACGUUCGCGCCGUCGUUGAGUAUGACACUGAAUCAGAGUAAACCUCAUAUGACACAAUGGGUUGAUGGUGAGUUGAAUUUUUCGGAGCGAUAGAGCUACUUUUCAAGCUUUUACGGCUUCGGCAACGAAAUUACAAAACCGUUCAGUUAGUCUGUCGGGAAAAUAAGUUGUGGUGCAAAAAAGUAUACAACAGUGGGGGGAGCUGAUCCAGUGGCAAAAAACGUACCAUUUUUCAUCCGGGAAGUAUCAAAAAUGUGGCAAAAUGCUUCCAUCUCCAAGGGAAAAAACUUCGUUUUGAAGGGCCGCUAUGAAUUUUUGCAGUCCGCAUGGAGUUAGCCAAGGUGAUAAAUUUAUAAGACUACAGUGGGGGACCUGAUCCAGUGGCAAAAACGUACCAUUUUUCAUCCGGGAAGUAUCAAAAAUGUGGCAUAACGCUUCCAAGUGAAAAAAACUUCCCUUUCCCUCACAAAAAGAGCGGGCGCGCUUUUGAAAUCGGAUUUUUUUCACCUGGAGAGGGAGGUAUUUUGCCACAUUUUUUGAUACUUCCCGGAUGCACAAUAAUACGUUGUUUGCCACUGGAUCAGGUCCUCGAUUGUAUGUAUGUGUACGUAUAAAACUGUAAUCUCUGAACGUAGUUUUUCGAGUCCUCUAAGUUCCGUUAUUUAAAUACCAUAAAUUUUCCGAGCAGUCUAGCCAUCUCCACCCCACACUUAUCAAAACUCACCCCCAGUUUUCAGCGCCCCCGCCCUACGACUCGAUUCGCCAUCAAAUCUCCACGGGCCUCAUCUCCCAGUCCGCGCAACGCCAGCACGACUUCAACUGCAUAAUGGAGAACCAGUUGAAUCAACUGCGCGAUUCCAACGCCGCCUUGGACAGUCAACAACAUUCAUGA